This is a messenger RNA of Saxophila tyrrhenica, 978 nucleotides long. RefSeq lists its product as uncharacterized. The transcript is spliced from 2 exons. The coding region runs from base 1 to 978 and encodes 325 amino acids. The record is from RefSeq and is a predicted model, not a curated record. NCBI's taxonomy places the organism in Eukaryota, Fungi, Ascomycota, Dothideomycetes, Mycosphaerellales, Extremaceae.
AUGGCUUUGACCAUGGGGGAAAGAGCCGUUCCGACUCGCACUCACAUGAAAGGAGAGGCGGCCAGAGGAGCAGCUAUUACACUCAACCUCACAACACAUCCGAACGAGCGCCGGCAGAACGCUUGCCACAGCAACUACGCUCAGACAUUGGUUGAUCCAGCUGUGCAGGCUCCACUCGCUGCUGGCCCCGAUCAGACACAGCUCGCGCGUAACGACCCCAACAAUUUGCGAGGGAGCUUUUUCAAAAAGCCAGUGAUCCCCGACGCCGCAGCCUUGCGUGAGCUCGUAGCUGCCCCACGGGAGUAUGUCACACGAGAGUCUCGGAAAACGAGCGAGGUUCCCAACUAUGGGAAAUGGUCAACAGAAGAAUACGACACACUCGACAGUCUUGACCGCCGGGGGCUGUCUGUUGCUCAGAUUUCGGAGAUGGAUCGAUCAGAGAGCAGCAUUGUGCGCGCUCGCUCUAGGCGCCGCUCUUUGAUCUCGGACGAUGCUGACUUUGAACUGUAUGUUGCUGUGGAUGAGCUUUUAAAGAAGAGAUGGUCUUUUGGAGAUAUUGCAACCCAUCUCCAGCGGCCGGAAAUGGUUCUGCGCCAGAUCCAUGCUGCUGGCGCCGAAGCACUAGGCGCCAGUCGCUAUUCCAAAAACAAGAAGCAAUCAGAAUGGGGUGGUCUCCACAAACGAUUCCCCGUGGAUAAACGCAAGGCUCUGAAACAGAGAUUCCUCGAGAUGAAGAAACGAGAGGAAGCGUCUUCGAUGUUGGGCAAUCAAAGUUCUGAUCAACGCCAACCACAGGACCUUGACGAGAACCAGGAGCAGGAGGACAGUGUCGCUGCCACCGGUGCGCUGUUCCGCAGUCUGACUACAACCAGCGAAAUGCCAUCGCAAAGGAGCCUCUACGAGCAGGAACAGAGUCUGCGCGCUUCAUUUGAUGGAACUCCACGCUCACUGCCACCAAAUCGACCCGCUACUCCUUGA